AUGGUUUAAUUGCGGAAAUCGGAAUCGGAGUUUAUUAUAAAAUAAAAUUGUUCGUCUUUUCUUGAAACCAAAAUAAAAAAAAACAGGUGUUUUAAAUUAAUAAAAAUAUUUAUUUGUACAACUUUGUAAUUUGUAUUUACAUUUUACAUCAAAGAAUAUAUUAUUACUACGGUUGAAAGUUGAGACUUGAGCUUGACUAUUUUGUUUUUUAAUUUAAAGGCGCAACUUUACGUCGUACUCGUAUUGUAGGUGCUCAUGGAGAAAAUUAUGUUAAAAGUUUAGUGGCUCGUACUUCUGAAAUUAUAAAUUUGUGCAUCAUGUCUUCGGACGCCAUAAACAUAUCUCGGCGCAAGUUGAACGAAGUUUUAGGCGACAAGUCUUCAAAAUAUUUCAACCACAUGAAACAGUGGUUUCGUAUGAAACUUACGAAGGAAGAAUUUGAUAUGGAAGCUCGUGCUUUACUGAGUGCUGAUCAAGUUCGGUUCCAUAAUGAGUUUUUACUUGCACUGUUGAACAAAGUUGAGGGAUUGGCUGAAACUUCGAUAACAAUUGCCCACGAUAAAGCCAUCUCUCACAGCAGAAAUAGUAGGCGGCAUAAAAGAAACUCUCGUACUUCGGAAAAGUCUAACUUUGAGCCGGCUGACUUGCUGGAGUAUUUGCCGCCCAACUCACCACCUGGUGCUGGAAGUGAUGGUGUUAAAUAUGCUGUACAAGAAAUAUUCCUCCCAGACCACGCUUUGGUGGUGGGUCGGUUCAUGCUGGCUGCUUGGGAGCUUGGACUAGAAGGAGCUGAAGAUGAUGCAGCAGACAUCAUAGUUGUCGCUGUACAGAACUUUCUCAAAAAUAUUAUAACUGCAGUCUUAUCACAAAGAAAAGGAUACAAGUUAAGAAACAAGAGGUUCAUGUAUGACCUCGGUGGAGACAUGCCAAACAUGUGGCUGAGGAAUAGUAGCAUGCUGUACGACCCCCAGAGUGAGGGACGCGUCCAUGUGGACGACAGUAUGGAUGCUCUGGGGCCUCGCUGUCCUCCCACCAUUGAUGAAGUGGAGCAGUCUGCUGCGUUUGAAAUUGCUUGCAGCGGACCCAGCACAGAGCCAAAUGAUGACAAACUGACAAUAGAAGAAUUCUAUAACACAUUGCUGACACACAAGAAUGUGAUAGCUUGCCAUUCAGUGUAUGCAGUUAAUAUGGAGAGGCUCGCUGUUAUGUUGAACCAUCCUAGCUACUGAUAGAGUUUAAACUAUUCUUAAGUUAAAAUAAAACGCCUACCUAUUUAAUA
Molecule: messenger RNA, 1279 nt
Organism: Bicyclus anynana (squinting bush brown)
Lineage: Eukaryota; Metazoa; Arthropoda; Insecta; Lepidoptera; Nymphalidae
Product: transcriptional adapter 1
Exons: 4
Coding region: 318-1229 (303 amino acids)
Biological process (GO): regulation of transcription by RNA polymerase II
Cellular component (GO): SAGA complex
Molecular function (GO): transcription coactivator activity
Source: RefSeq, a predicted model, not a curated record